Symbiodinium sp. CCMP2592 is the source of this 3267-nucleotide messenger RNA. The record is from the annotation of a GenBank genome assembly. Lineage: Eukaryota; Dinophyceae; Suessiales; Symbiodiniaceae.
AUGAACAUGUGUCGAACUGACUUGCGGAGAGUGUACAGUGUACAGCUGCAGUCAAUGGAAGCAAAUGGUCACAUCUACUUCCCCUCUCCUACGGACUGGAGAGCGCUGUCUAUUUACCAAUUGGUAACCGACCGCUUCGCCGAUGGGGACCCUAGGAACAAUGAAGCCUUCAAAGGUGGCUUCGAUGUCCGAGAUAUGACCUUCAGGCACGGAGGCGACUUCCUUGGACUUCGCUCCAAGCUGGACUACAUCAAAGGCCUCGGCUGCCAGGCCAUCUGGAUUUCUCCUGUUUUCCAGAAUGGGUACAACUACUACCACCAGUAUGCUCAGCAGGACUUUACCCUGCUAGAUCAACGUCUCGGCACCCUCGAGGAGUUGAGGGCCUUGACGCAAGCAGCCCACGAUCGGGGCAUGUACGUGCUGAUUGACGUAGUCAUGAACCACAUGGGCAAUGAGUUCUUCUUCGAGGGUCAUCAGACCGACACGGCUCCCUUCCGAUUCCACGAAAACCAUGGUCUCCGGGAGUACAGGCUAAUCACGCGCCGUGCCGCGAGCGAGCUCUACGACACUCCGGCUGGAAAACAGCCCUACAUGGACUUCUACUUCAACAACACUUGGGUUGCAGAGGCGAAGUAUGCCAGCCCGUUCUACGGACAAUACGGCGAAGCCGCGUGGGAUCAGGGCCAAGGGACUUAUGACGGAUCGGACUUCCACCACAAUGGUGACCUGCAGAACUAUGCAGACCCCUGGGAAAUUAAUGUUGCCAAGAUCUAUGGUACCAUGGACGACUUGAGGCUGGAGCACAGCCGCGUUCAGGACAAGUACAUUGCUAUGACGCAAGCCCUCAUCCAAAGUGCCGACGUGGAUGGCUUCCGAGUAGAUACUCCGAUGCAGGUCCCCCUGCCUUUCUACAAGCGCUGGGCGCCAGAGAUCCGAAGCUUCGCGAAAUCGCUGGGGAAGGAUCGCUUCGGGCUCUUUGGGGAGUUCUACGUCACCACGGAGAGGUAUGCCACCAUGACAGGCCGCGGGAAGGACAACGGUAUGUACGGCCAAGACCGCUUCAUAGCUGGCGAAGCCACACUGAAAGGCGGUAUCGUGUAUCCGUACUACUGGUACACCUUUACAGCUUUGGUGUACCGGAGGCCGCAGUAUGCAGAUGGUUUUGCGUUGGCUUACGAGCAGGAGAACCGGAUGAUCGAUACUUUCGAUCCAACCACCAAUCGCUCGGAGUACGCGCAGUGGAUUUUCUGCAACAAUCACGACAACUGGCGUCUCCAAACUCUUACGGGGAAGAACCAGCUGCUCAUGUGUCUGGCUAUCAUCACCUUCUGGCCAGGGCUGCCGCUUCACUAUGCGGGAGACGAGCAGGACCUUGGUACGCCAGGGAGCGCUCUGGACGGCUGGGCACGAGAGGAGCUGAGUCCCUCCAUCGCGUGGAGUGCAGUCAGAACGACAUCGCAAGGGAACCCAGCAGAUCGCGACAACUUCGACAUGACGUCUGCCACCUAUCGGCACAUCGCACGCCUCAACGCGCUGCGCAGGGCGUACUUCGCCGGUUUCGGGAGUGCCACCUGCGAUCAAGUCGGGACACCGCUGCCUCAAAUCGAGGACCUCCUCAUUUUCUGGCGUGGAUGCGAUAUCCAAGGCCGUGUAACGGUCGUUGCCAACUUUCAUACGGAGGAGCCACGAACGGCAAGUUUCUAUUCUCCCUGGGACGAGGGCACGAAGCUCAAGGACGCGCAAGAAGACUCCAGCGUGGAGGUUGUGGUGCAGAGCGGUGGCCUAAUCUCGCUCUUGGUAGCUCCGCUGCAAGCCAUGAUCUUGGUGCCCGAUGCUGUGCGUCCCGUCCCUCCGACGGUUGUGGAGGUGUUCCCCAAGCACGCUGCGGAGCUGGCCGUUGACCAGAGCUCCAGUGAGAAGCUCAGGGUCAGCGUCCGUUUCGACCGGCCCAUGGAUCCCUUCGUCGCUUCGGUGGUCACGUUGGAUGGCCGGCCGGGUCUCUUCAGUUGUGCGGAUGCGAGCUGCCAGGCUGCGUUUUUGGAGCUGGAUGGCGUGGCUGCACUUGCGGAUGGCUUCCACGAAGUGGCCGUGCCGUCCGGUGUGAAGGCCGCAGAUGGCCAGGAGCUCUUUGCAACCUUCCGUUCCAGCUUCUUAGUGCACCGUGGGCGUGAUGUGAUUGCAGACCCGCAGAUGCACGAGCAGCCGGGGCUAGUUUGCAUGGACUUUGGGCAUCUUUGCCAUGAGGCAUCGGGGGCCAAAUGGAUGAGGAUGCAGAACGUGCGGCAGCAUAGCAAGUGGUCUGAGUGGGUUCCAUAUCAGAAUGUGAGCGACUGGCCGGUCUACCCGGGAAUUCCCGUCCUGGUACAGUACCAUGCUGGAUCCAGUAGCAGCUACAUCGUUGGCGACUGUGUUCUGGCAGAUGGGAUGCGCUGCCAUGCCAGCUGGCACGACGAGAUGUUCUUGCGUGGGGACUUCAAUGGGUGGGGUGACAUCCAGGAUGGUCGCAUGCAGCGGGUCGGCCAUUUUACAUGGGCAGCAAACAUCACGCUCUCGCGGUUCUCCCGGGCCAAGUUUGCACCGCAGAAGGGCUGGUCGAAGUCGUACGGGGUCCAUCCAAGGCGGCCGCUUCUCUAUGCGCUGCCGACCUUCGAUCCCAGGUUCACCAACUUCCAGUAUGACCCGCUGCUGUCAGGCUUGGAGCGUCUUGCACGGGACGAAGACAUAACGCCCGCUGAUGGAUGUGAAGCUCUGCCCUCUGCCUGUGGUGUCCAGACCGAACAGACUAUUUCAGGAACAGAUGCCACCCGAAAGUGGAAGGACUUCUGGUCAGCGGAGGAGUCGAUGGCGUCCGGCGCAGAGUUUGCCAGCGAGCUAUGGAUCGGAUAUCAGUGCACGGCGGAAGAACCGAAGUGUCCCGUACCAUCACAGGACUCGAACAAGUGGAGGUGCUACGGGUUCUCCAGUUCGCAGGACUUGAAUUGGUGCAGAAGUGUUGGCACCGACGACUGUUGGGAGUAUGCGGAGAAUGAUUGGUCUUCCUCGAUGUCCGACUGCUCUGGAUGUUCGUGUUGUCGCCGGGCGGCCUCUCCGAACCUGGAAGGGCCCAGGUCCACGUGCUGCGUCUUGUUCAACGACUUGACGUUAAACUACACCGUCACCUCCGACCUCACCCGCUGCGCAACGGCGGCGGUGAUGCAGCUUCCGGAAGCCGAGCGCAUCAAGGAUGUGGCGAGGCCAAGCGUCAACCAGCCCUCGACUCAGAUGUAG